AUGGGACUGCCUCCGAGGGCGGGAGAUCGGGCGGAGCUCCGCAAGAACCUGAAGCCGCUGCUGGAGAGGCGACGGCGCGCGCGCAUCAACGAGAGCCUGAGCCGGCUCCGGGGACUCCUCGGGCCGCGGGAGGGGCGGCUCGACUCCCGCCCCUCGAAGCUGGACAAGGCCGACGUCCUGGAAAUGACCGUGCGCUUCCUGCGGGGGCUGUCCGCGGCCCCCGGCCCCGCUGCGGCGCCCGCGUCCCCCGACGGCUACCGCGAGGGCUAUCGCGCUUGCCUGGCGCGCCUGAGCCGCUUGCUGUGGACCCGCCGCGUCCUAGAGCCCGCCGCGAGCGCGCGCCUGCUGGAGCACCUGCAGCUGAGUGCGACCCGCGCCACCCCCGACGGCAAGCUCACGGGGGUCCCCCGCGAUCCCCGCGACGGCCCUGGGGGCCUGGCCACCGAGGAAACUGGUGGUGGAGGCCAGGCCUGUCCCCAACAUAAACGCACCCCCAAUGCUGCCCAGGGAACCAACUGGCGGCCUGGGUGUCUGCUGUGGCUGACGGUCCUGCAGAGCUCAGCCGGCCACAGCGAGGGGAUGCGGCUUCCCAGCGACGGUUCCACUGCCUCCGUGUCUCUCUGCCUAUCGUCCCAGGCUGCCCAGGACGCGCUGCCGAGCGAGUGGUCCUGCUCUCUGUGGAGCUGCCUUGUGCUGCCCGAGCUGCUGUGGCAUCCCACCUUCUCCAGCUUGUCACUGGCCCCUGCUAAGCCCCGGGGCAGCUCCAUGACUGUGGCAACCCCAGGUCCCGCCUGCUGUGUCUCUGACCUCAGCUACAAGGCGAGCGUGUCCUGCUGGAUCGAGUUCGGCCUGGACCCUGGUGUCAGGCAGAGGUGA
Molecule: messenger RNA, 876 nt
Organism: Sorex fumeus (smoky shrew)
Lineage: Eukaryota; Metazoa; Chordata; Mammalia; Eulipotyphla; Soricidae
Gene: HES2
Product: hes family bHLH transcription factor 2
Exons: 9
Coding region: 1-876 (291 amino acids)
Biological process (GO): regulation of transcription by RNA polymerase II; anterior/posterior pattern specification; regulation of neurogenesis
Cellular component (GO): nucleus
Molecular function (GO): protein dimerization activity; DNA-binding transcription factor activity, RNA polymerase II-specific; RNA polymerase II cis-regulatory region sequence-specific DNA binding
Source: RefSeq, a predicted model, not a curated record